GAUCGGGUUCAAUGGUACCAUGGAAAGGUAUCAAGAGAAAAUGCAGAAAAUCUUCUAAAGGAAGGUAGGUCUAUUAGUGCUAAUACAGAUGGUUUAUUUCUGAUAAGAGAGGGCUCUAAAAACUACUCCCUAUCUCUUUUAGUUAAAUGUGAAAUUAAACACUAUAUUCUAGAAGAAAAGAAAGAGUGUUAUUUUCAAAUUGACAACGGUGAGGCUGUUCAUGGUUUAGAUUGUUUUGUUGAAUAUCACAGUCAGAAUGCUCAUGGUUUACCAACAAGAUUGACUAGUUUCUGUAAAGGUUCAUCACCACCAUUAAAGGCUAGAAGAAGUGGCUUUACAAAUCUUUUACAUAGAUCUGUAUUAGAAGGAAAUCCAAAUAUUGUGAAAGAAAUUUUAAGUCAUCCUGAUAGUCCAAAUAUUGAUGCCAAAAAUACCAGAGGUGCUACAGCCUUACAUGAUGCAGCAGAAAAUGGUUACCAUGAUAUUGUACAUAUGUUGAUAAAACAUGGAUGUGAUGUCAGUAUUAAAGAUGUCAAUGGACACACAGCAUUACAGAGAGCAGCAUUAAAAGACCAUCCAAAUGUAAUAGCUAUUCUGUUUUCUGAAGGAAAAGCUGACCCCCUAGCCAAAAGUCCAGUCAAUGGAUGGAUAGCUAUACAUGAAGCAGCUAUGGCUGGUAAUAUAAAUUCUCUCAAGAUUUUAUUAGAUAUAAGCCAUUUACCUUUCCCGAGAACCUUAGACUUGGAAACACCAUAUGAUAUAGCAUUGAAAUAUCAUCGAAAUGAAUGUGUUAAAUAUUUAGAAAAUUACAAGCUAUCAGAUUCUGCUAAAAAAGCUAAACUAUGGAAUCAUUCAGAAUUAAACAGAGAGGGAUGUACCAAGCUGUUAGAGUAUUUCGGCUUGAGUGAAGGCUUGUUUUUGAUUCGUAAUAGUAGGAAAGGGGAUGGUUCAAAUGUAUUAAGUUUAUGUCAUGAUAUGAUGGUCAUGAACUAUGUUAUCAAAACUAAGACAUACAUGAAUAAACUUGUAUACUAUAUUGAUGAUGGGCCAUAUAUGUUAUCCAUACCACAUUUGAUAUAUCACUAUAACAGAACUACUGAUGGGUUACCUUGUCUUUUAUUAACAGCUGUUACUACUACUGACAGCAAGCCACAUAAAGCUGACAGCAAGCCACAUAAAGCUGACAGUACAUCACAUAAUGCUGACAAGAUCACACCUGAGAAUCGGAUUGUUCACAGAAAUGUCAACCAAUCAACAACAAGUGUAACAAGCCCGACACCUCCCACCACCCCCACACCCAGCCCCUCAACAUCUGUUCUAUCACAAAAAAUCCAACCAGAAAAUAUUAAAGAAAAAAACAUCAAACUAGGUACAGUGUUGGGUGAAGGGGAAUAUGGGUCUGUAUUAAAAGGAGUUUUAACUUACCAAGAAAAAUAUGGUCCGAUACCUAUAUCAAAGAAAAAGGACGUGGCUGUAAAAUUAUUCCAUGAAGAUAGUGUAGGAGAUGAAACUGAUUUUCUACGUGAAGCUUAUGUCAUGCAGUCUUUGAAGCAUAAAUGUAUUGUGGAAUUAAUUGGAGUUUGUCAUGGUCAACAGCUAAUGUUGAUAGAAGAGUUUGUACCAAUGGGGUCUAUGUUAGACUAUCUACAAGAUUAUCCUGAACUAGUUGAAGUCAAACCUGAUCUGUAUUUAUGGGCUGGACAAAUAGCCCAGGGAAUGGAAUAUUUAGAAUCUAAGAAACUGGUACAUCGUGAUUUGGCAGCUAGAAAUAUUUUAUUAUCCACAAAAUAUCAGAUAAAAAUCAGUGAUUUUGGUUUAUCAAGAGCUACAGGGGGUGAUAGUGAUUACUAUAGAGCUCAUAAAGGUGGUAGAUGGCCAAUCAAAUGGUAUGCACCAGAGAGUGUCAACUAUGGAAAAUUUACCCAUGCGAGUGAUGUUUGGAGUUACGGUAUUACUUUAUGGGAGAUGUUUUCAUAUGGUGAAUCACCUUAUGAAGAUAAAAAGGGAAUUGAGGUUGUACAAUCUAUAGAAAAGGGCCGUCGUUUAAGUAGGCCUGUUAAGUGUCCGGAGGAUGUGUAUUUAAUCAUGAAAAAUUGUUGGAAAAAAGAUCCAUCCACAAGACCCAGUUUUCAUGAGUUAUAUAACAAGUUUGAU
Molecule: messenger RNA, 2154 nt
Organism: Lottia gigantea (owl limpet)
Lineage: Eukaryota; Metazoa; Mollusca; Gastropoda; Lottiidae
Exons: 18
Biological process (GO): protein phosphorylation; cell surface receptor protein tyrosine kinase signaling pathway; innate immune response
Cellular component (GO): extrinsic component of cytoplasmic side of plasma membrane
Molecular function (GO): ATP binding; signaling receptor binding; non-membrane spanning protein tyrosine kinase activity
Source: RefSeq, a predicted model, not a curated record